Danaus plexippus (monarch butterfly) is the source of this 757-nucleotide messenger RNA. RefSeq names its product larval cuticle protein LCP-30-like (gene CPR40). Gene Ontology annotation, molecular function: structural constituent of chitin-based larval cuticle. Gene Ontology annotation, cellular component: chitin-based extracellular matrix. NCBI's taxonomy places the organism in Eukaryota, Metazoa, Arthropoda, Insecta, Lepidoptera, Nymphalidae. The record is from RefSeq and is a predicted model, not a curated record. The transcript is spliced from 3 exons. The coding region runs from base 8 to 712 and encodes 234 amino acids.
GCAAUAAAUGUUCCAUUUUGGAAAUACUUGGCUCUAUAAAAUCGAUGGGCAGGAUGUUGUGGGUACCAUUGUCUAUUUUACUUUCAGUAUUACAACUUUAGGAAAAAUGAAGGGAGCACUGGUGAUACUUCUAGUCAUAGGGCUUGUCAAUUUAAUAAAAGCCGAUGAUGGCAAAUAUCGGCCCGAGGUAAAUGGUGACAAAAGCGGUAAAUACUUAGCUUCAAAUGAUGGAAGAUACUACGACUACAACAGAUACAAGAAUUAUUUAGGACCAAACAGAUUUUACUAUCAAAAUGCUUUCCAACCUCAAUAUUAUCAACCUUACCAACAACUUGCUACGCCAUUCGCUACAUUAAAGAAAGACGCCAGUGCGGCUGUCCCCGUUGUUAAUAAUCCUCAACCCGUCGUAGUAACGACGGCGCGUCCCGUUUUGUCCACCGCAGCACCGAUUCACAUAUAUCCAAAAAGUUACGGAAACGAAGGUUAUGCUAGAAUCUUAGAACAAGACAGCGAUUCUAACGAACACAGCUACCAGUACAAAUACAGGACUGAAAAUGGUAUAAAUGCUGGAGAAACUGGAGAAAUAAGCCCAUCUGGAGGCACCAGAGUCAGAGGAUUUUACGAAUAUGUUGGAAGCGAUGGUCUUACUUACCGAGUAGACUACACUGCUGAUGAAAAUGGCUUCCGUCCCUCAGGUGCUCAUCUUGUUUGAAACCCUAAAUAAAAUUUCGUUAAAAUAAAUCGAUUCGAAGAGCAA